AGAGUGACAGCCAAUGAGAAGGAGGUGGAGGAGGAGCUGAACUGUCCGCCAAUGGAGGCCAGAGUGACAGCCAGCGAAAAGGAGGUGGAAGAGCAGGACAAAGUAGCUGACAGCACUUAGAGAGGAGAUGAGCAUCACCAAGACUGAUCUGCAGCUCCAGAAGAACAAGAUGGAGGAGCUGAAGAGGGAGAACCCAGUCAUGGAGGCCAGAGUGUCAGCCAAUGAGAAGGAGGUGGAGGAGGAGCUGAAGAGGGAGAACACAGUCAUGGAGGCCAGAGUGUCAGCCAAUGAGAAGGAGGUGGAGGAGGAGCUGAAGAGGGAGAACACAGUCAUGGAGGCCAGAGUGUCAGCCAAUGAGAAGGAGGUGGAGGAGGAGCUGAAGAGGGAGAACACAGUCAUGGAGGCCAGAGUGUCAGCCAAUGAGAAGGAGGUGGAGGAGGAGCUGAAGAGGGAGAACACAGUCAUGGAGGCCAGAGUGUCAGCCAAUGAGAAGGAGGUGGAGGAGGAGCUGAAGAGGGAGAACACAGUCAUGGAGGCCAGAGUGUCAGCCAAUGAGAAGGAGGUGGAGGAGGAGCUGAAGAGGGAGAACACAGUCAUGGAGGCCAGAGUGUCAGCCAAUGAGAAGGAGGUGGAGGAGGAGCUGAAGAGGGAGAACACAGUCAUGGAGGCCAGAGUGUCAGCCAAUGAGAAUGAGGUGGAGGAGAAGCUGAAGAGGGAGAACACAGUCAUGGAGGCCAGAGUGUCAGCCAAUGAGAAGGAGGUGGAGGAGGAGCUGAAGAGGGAGAACACAGUCAUGGAGGCCAGAGUGUCAGCCAAUGAGGAGGUGGAGGAGAAGCUGAAGAGGGAGAACACAGUCAUGGAGGCCAGAGUGUCAGCCAAUGAGAAGGAGGUGGAGGAGGAGCUGAAGAGGGAGAACACAGUCAUGGAGGCCAGAGUGUCAGCCAAUGAGAAGGAGGUGGAGGAGGAGCUGAAGAGGGAGAAAACAGACAAUAUGUUCUCUGCUGGUUUGACUGAUUCAGGAACUGUAGGACCAUUCAAUACUGAAACCCAACUGAUCUACAAGAGAGUCAUCACCAACAUGGGAUCGGUCUAUAACCCAAUAACUGCUAUGUUCCCAGCACCAGUGAGAUGAGUCUACUACUUCAGAUUCACUGCCUGGGAAUACCAUGAGAGUAGGCCUGUUCCAUGAUGACCAAAAAGUGUUGUAUUUAAUUAUGUACACACUGACCAUCGUGGUAAGUAUGUUUCAAAGGCAUUGUCUCUAGAGCUGG
This is a messenger RNA of Oncorhynchus mykiss (rainbow trout), 1271 nucleotides long. The record is from RefSeq and is a predicted model, not a curated record. Lineage: Eukaryota; Metazoa; Chordata; Actinopteri; Salmoniformes; Salmonidae.